This is a messenger RNA of Hypanus sabinus (Atlantic stingray), 6206 nucleotides long. RefSeq names its product ecto-NOX disulfide-thiol exchanger 2-like. Gene Ontology annotation, molecular function: protein-disulfide reductase activity; RNA binding. Bases 271 to 2334 code for a protein of 687 amino acids. The record is from RefSeq and is a predicted model, not a curated record. Gene Ontology annotation, biological process: ultradian rhythm. Gene Ontology annotation, cellular component: plasma membrane; external side of plasma membrane. The transcript is spliced from 18 exons. NCBI's taxonomy places the organism in Eukaryota, Metazoa, Chordata, Chondrichthyes, Myliobatiformes, Dasyatidae.
CAGCGGCCCAUCUUGCCCUUGUAUUUCCUCGUCGUUUAGCUGCACGGAACACUCGGUAAAAUUCGGCAGUUGCUGCUUGGUCAACGCAGAUAAGCAUUAUGAUCCAGGGAGUGCUGGAGUAGAACAUCUUACAGCACGCUCUGUUAGAUUUUCAUCUGAAAGGCAAGUCUGAGGGCUGCAAAGUGCUGAAGAUACAAGUUACAGAUGAAAUGAGAAAAUUCCUUGAUGUAAGGCCUAAAGAAGAAACGAUUUGGACAGCAUUAAUAUUUUAUGGAGCGGUUUAAUUUUCACUCUAGAUGUCACCAAAUAUCUGGGCUUAACCAGCUGCCAUUUGAUCCGGCAGACGACAAUGAGCCAGUACAUUUUAAUGAUUCAAAUGGCCCACUGUUAACAGAAUGUUCCAUUGAUCACUAUGAUGAACCAGGAAAGAAAAGGAAACGGAACAGUAUAGUUGCAGAGUGUUACAAAAACCUGGCCUUAGACUCCAGCCCUCAAAGGAUGUCAUUAUCAAACCCUACAGCUUGGGCAACGGCCAUGAACAACUUGGGAAUGGGACCAAUGGGAAUGACUGGACAGCCACUUAUGUCAGAGUUUGACCGAGGUCUUAGCAUGAUGACUGGCAUUCCACCUAUGAAUACAAUGAUGCCUGGAUUAGGCAUUGUCCCUCCUUCAAUUCCUCAAGACAUGUUUGUUGUGAAGGAGAUCAUCCAUUGCAAAAGCUGUACACUUUUUCCUCCAAAUCCAAAUCUUCCUCCUCCGGCUGUGCGCGAAAGGCCUCCGGGAUGCAAAACUGUUUUUGUUGGUGGCUUACCAGAGAAUGCUUCAGAAGAGAUGAUCGCUGAAGUUUUUGCACAGUGUGGUGAAAUAAUAGCCAUUCGUAAAAGCAAGAAAAACUUUUGCCACAUUCGGUUUUCAGAUGAAAGUAUGGUAGACAAAGCUCUUUUUUUGUCAGGCUACCGAAUAAGAAUAGGUUCCAGUACUGAUAAGAAGGACACAGGCCGUCUUCACGUUGACUUUGCUCAAGCCAGGGAUGACCUGUAUGAGUGGGAAUGUAAACAACGCAUGAUGGCAAGAGAGGAACGCCAUCGAAGAAGACUAGAAGAAGAACGGUUCCGACUCCCUUCGCCUCCACCCAUAGUGCAUUAUUCCGAACAUGAAAGUACUACACUAGCAGAAAAAUUUAGAGAUGAUUCAAAAUUCUCUGAAGCUGUUCAGACACUUUAUACCUGGUUGGAACGAGGUGAAGUGAACCGUCGAUCAGCAAACGUCUUUUAUUCAAUGAUCCAAUCAGCUAACAGCCAUAUUCGAAGGCUGAUGAGUGAAAAGGUUCAACAUGAAAAAGAAAUGGAGGAAGCCAAAGAGAAAUUUAAGAGUGCUCUCUCAGGGAUUCUAGUUCAGCUUGAGCAGAUUGUCUCCGUUUUCCACUCUGCCUCCAAGCAAAAGGCGUGGGACCAUUUCUCAAAAGCUCAACGCAAGAAUCUGCAUAUGUGGCGAAAACAAGCAGAGCACUGUUCCAGUCAUCCCUCCCACCUCUGCAGAAAAUUGGAAAUUCGUAACAUCCAUAAUGAUGAGCUUAUGAGUAUUCGUCGUGAAGAAGAAAUGGAGAUGUCUGACGACGAUACGGAAGAAAUGCAAGCAAACAAAAUUACUGAUGAAUCAGUGCUAGCAUGUCAGGCUGAAGUACUUAGAGAAGAGAAUGACAGCCUACGUUGCCAGCUUGAUGCCUACAGAAAUGAGGUGGAUUUACUAAAACUUGAGCAGGGUAAGCUCUAUCAUACUGAAGAAGAAACCACAAAGGACCAACAAUUAAAGCUACUGCAACAGACAGUGCAAGGGAUGCAGCAGCAACUUUUGAAUUUACGGGAAGAAUGUAAAAAGAAAGAAGCUGAAUUCCAAAAGGCACAGAAAGAGAAACAAAAUGCAGAAAUGUUAUUAGAAACAUUUAAAAACAAGCAGGAGAGUGCAGAUGGAGAUGAUAUGCAUGAAAGCGAUAAUGAAGGAAAUAAUAGCACAAGAUGUAUAAUAUUGGGCUCCAAUCAAGAAAAAGAUGGUGAGCUGGACAGGGUCAUCACAGGGCCUGUCCGAUCAGAGAGAGAAGCGCUGCUUGUGGGUAUUAUUUCUACAUUUCUCCAUGUCCACCCUUUUGGUGCCAGUAUAGACUAUAUAUGUUCUUAUCUACAGCGACUGGAUGCUAAGAUCUCUCCUGGUGAAAUAGAAGGCCUGAUGACACGACUACAUCAUGUGUUCCAGCAGGAAAUAAGUGGAGUUGGUGCAAGUUUGGAAAAGCGAUGGAAGUUUAGUGGUUUUGAUGGAAUCAAGACACUGCAAAACUAGUAACGAAGUGAACAUUCACAAUAUUACAGGACUACUGUGCAUACUCUAAUGCUGUUUCUCCCUUAAACAGUUACCAGAUUCUUUUUUUAAAGAGUUGAUUUCUGUGAUAUUUUUUAAAAUACGAGAAAUCCUCAGGCUUGUGCAAUUUGAGCUGCACUUGGAAAACAGGCUUUAUAACAGAACUUUAUUCAUCAUCCCUAAAUACUGGGCAUUUGAUACUUGCACAACACAGUUUUGUUAGAAAAUGGGAGAUUUCAAGGCUAAAAUGUAGCAUAAGUCAAGUUAUAGUCAUGGGACAUAAAAUAGAAAAGCCACAACUUAAGCCAUGAAGAAAAUGCUGGCAUUCUUUUCCUAGGCUUGUGUACCCUCCCCCAUUAGUUAGAUUUUUGUGCCUCGCCUCUCUGUCUCAAUAUUAGAAUAGAUAGCCAGUUGUUUUUAAUUUUUGUAAAGUAAAAAAAAUGUUUUCCAUCAAAUUGCUAACAUAUUUGCAGCUUGUAUUGGUCCAAUUGCUCCUAUCUUGAAAUACUGGUAGGAGUCAAAAAUAAAAACAGAUAUUGUGUCCAUCCAUCAAUCACCCCACUAUUACAAGCCAGAAGUUUUUGCUAAGAAGCUACUGGUUUAUUUAUUUUGUGCCAUGGCUCAAUUCCAGUGUGUUAAAAAUCUGCAGACUUCUUCACAAUUCCCACCUUUUCAUCACAUUUCUGCCAAUGAUUUUCAUGGACACUGGCAAUUCCCUGGUAUCUGCACUUCAUUGGAAAUUCUUCAUCUGAAAUUGUACUAACUAGACUAUUUGAAUGUAUGAUGGUGUCACCAUUAUAUUUAAUUUUUGGCUUUAUAUUACAUCCACAAAACUGCACAAUCAUAUUGGGAUUGUUGCAAGUGUGGACUUGGCAAAUACUUAUGCUUUUUUGUCUGGAUACCGGGGAGCGGAAAGCAGCUAUUGUUGGCCCAGCUGAGAUCAGCUAAUUCAGUGCAGAUUACUAAACUUGGAGCACGCUUGCUGUGUUCAGUUGCGUAUCAGAGAGCAUUAUUUAAACUUCUAUAAAUCCAUCUACAGCUGCAUAGCAACUUCAGAUAAACUUACUGAAGCAACAGAGUGAACAACAAUUUCACAUUGCUUUUCCAUUGAGGUAGGUUAGUUUCAGACAGAUUAAAAUUUUCUAACAUGAUAGCGUAAGAAGAUUUUCUGCUUUGAUCCUCUAUGAUAGUAAGAGGGCACAAGUUUGCACUUAUCUGUAACUGAGUGCAGUCCAUCGUAUGUGAAUGUAUCUAUAAAAUUAGUGAAUGCCUUUUGCCCUCACAUCAGUUGUUGAUAUUGAUCUACUGUGAGGGAAGGUGUUUUCAAUGGACUGAGCUAAAUGGAAUAAAAUAUAGUUACUACCCUGCUCCUUUACAUGGAGGGGUUUAAAAACAGAUUAAUGUUUGCUAACCAUACAUUAUAGAUAAUAUGAAACAUAACGUGAAAAGAAUGCGCUGUUCUCCAUGCUUGUGUUAAAAGUGCAGCAGUAUAUGCUGGAACAUACAUUUGAAAAGUGAAAUAUGACUUUCGUGGAUGUAAAUUCAGAUCUGAAGUACUGUAUCUUACAGAAAGCAUAAUAUAUAGUGAAAGAAGUUGUUUACAUUACAAAUCUGUGACAAAAAAUACCUAUUAUAAUUUCUUUGUAUAUCUGGAAUUGAUUUAACAGUACAUUUUGGACAUUAUCUCUAGUUUAUACAAGCUAAGCUGCACUGUGUUGAUAAAAGUUGUAUUUUUAGAGAAAUUAAUUUUUACAGGGCUUUAAUACUUGAGUAUACUUGGUCUCUGUGUUUCUAGAAGUGAAAAAAUAUGGGCAGCAAACUAUGAUAAUUAUAGAAAUUAUAAUGAGAAUUCAUUCUGAUAUAUAUAUAUAUCCAUCCCAAUGCUAUCAGAGUAUGGAUUCAAACAAACCUGAUAAUGCUCAGUACUUUGUUAGUUUUCCAAAUGUCUUUUGCCUUUUUAAUUUAGUACAAAGUGGGCACUGUAUUGAACCAUUUACUACCAAGUGUUAGUUUGUAUGGCAUAUUAUCUUCCAGGUAAUGGUGAAUUGCCAAAAUUAUUUCAUGUGCAAUAGCUCAUAAUGCUCCAUAAUAUCUGUAAUUGAACUUAAUCCAGUGAGAUUUUCUAUUUAUUUUAAAAAUUAUUUUAAAACAGCCCAAACCUUUGCAAACUACUGGAGUGGGUAUUAUUUGUGUAUUACCCAGAUCUGCAUACUGAAAAUGGAAUACCUUAACAAAGUUUAAGUUGACAGAUAAAUGUUUCUUCAUAAUUAAAAAGAAUAAGAUCUGAUGCUUAAUUAUAAAUGUUAAAAAUAAUUCCAAAUUCAAUGCUGAUAUGUGUUACGUCAAUUGAUCGCUGCUCCUGUCAUGGACGAGUGAACCCUGCUUUGACGACUGUGGGCUUGAGGGGAUAAAAUCAGCCCACUCCUAAUUGCUGCCAAGUUACUUCUGCUAUUUGCUGGGGAUUAUGCAGAAUUCAAUGAAAACUACAGUGCAGAAAAAGGCUUUUCUUUCCAGUGAUGUUUACAUUUCAGAAUAGACCUUUCCCAUUUCUAUUACCACCAUACCGCAUUUUUCUCUUCUCCCUGAGGCAUACAUGAUUCUCCUUAAAGGUCAACCAUUUAUAUAUGCAGGUACUAGCCUUCAAAUACAUCCUAAUAUUUGCUCUAAUUUUUUCACCAAUAUUUAUUUCUCAAUCAACACGAUACACGUGUCACACAUUUUAUCACCUAUUUUGCCCUUGCCAUAAACAUAUUAACUACUAGAUUGCAUUUGUUUAGCAAUGAUUAUACUUCAAAAGUCCUUCAUUGCAGGAAUGUGUUUUAGGAUGUCUUGAGGGCACAGUGGUACUAUGUGAUUCUACUUGUUUGGAUCAAACCCAGCUGGCUUUUGAUAUAUUUUGAAAAUAAUUGAAACAGUCAAAUCUAACAUAAAUUCAUUGACUAGUGUCUUUUGAAGAAUUCCUGGUUUGAUAAAACACCAGAGAGCAGCCAGUGGAAUCAAAUCUUGGCAGGACACAUCGUCUUCAAAAAAAAAGAUACAAUUGGAAAGAAUAUUUUAUUAAUAACUACUAAACUCAAUAACAUCCUAUUUUCCUAUUGAUGUCCAUUUUGUUCAUUGCUGUGAGUCAAAUUUAUAAAAUUGUCCUGUUUCCUAUGAGCUUUGCAUUUAUCUAAGUUUACAGAAAAAUGCUGAAUUAUACAUAAGCAGUUUUCUAAAAGGCAAAUUUACAGAUUCUUCAUGAUUGUGUCAGAAUGGUUAUUUGCUGGAGAGUUCAAAAUGUAUUUUAAGGACAGCUCACUAAGGUAAAAUGAAUAAAAUUAUCACUAAUGCCCAAGGACUGAAAACCAUCCUGACUAAGUGGGAUACUUUGGUUAUCUUGUAUCCUUUCUUUCUAGGAGAUUCUGCAAUGAAAUUUCAAGUGAGGAGAAUGUCUUUUUCCCCUAUAUGUUCUAUCAUUUUGCAAUUUGUCUUGGCAAUGAGCAAGUUGUAUUUAAUCCUGUUUUCUGAUCUAUUAGAAGAGUUUUGAAGUUUUAUAUAAAGAAAGCUUGAAAUAGCUGACAUUUGUUUUGCAUUUGAUUAAAAGAUAAAUUCAUCACUAUGUUUUCUACUUCAGAAAUCCUGUCAUAAUAGGGUCUAUUAAAUACAAGAGAUCCUGCAAGUGUUGAGCAACACACACAAAAUAUUGGAAGAACUCAGAAUAUGGUUUGAGGUGUGUCUAUUUUAAUGCAAGGAGUAUUGUGAACAAAGCAGAUGAGCUUAGAGCAUGGAUCAGUACUUGGAGUUAUGAUGCUGUGGCCAUUACAUAGAUUUGGAUGGUUCAGGAGCAGGAAUGGUUACUUUGAGUGCCAGGCUUU